Molecule: messenger RNA, 5082 nt
Organism: Gadus macrocephalus (Pacific cod)
Lineage: Eukaryota; Metazoa; Chordata; Actinopteri; Gadiformes; Gadidae
Gene: st8sia5
Product: ST8 alpha-N-acetyl-neuraminide alpha-2,8-sialyltransferase 5
Exons: 9
Coding region: 807-2150 (447 amino acids)
Biological process (GO): oligosaccharide metabolic process; N-glycan processing
Molecular function (GO): alpha-N-acetylneuraminate alpha-2,8-sialyltransferase activity
Source: RefSeq, a predicted model, not a curated record
UGGGCCACCAGAAGGCAGUGUAAACCCCCUGGCCCCAGGGCCCUCUGGUGGCACCAGGGCAUUCGGCUCAUUUCCUCUGGCAGUAAUUCAGCCUUGACUUAUUGAUUACUUAUUUGAAUGACUAUGACUAGAAACCGUGUUCUGCUCAUAUAGCUGUCAAAAACUAGGACUAUUAGGACUGACCUGUCAUGGUAGGUAAUUGGCCGGCUUUAAAUACAAUAGGGCAGAUGGUAUUGGAUACUUUGCGCAGGAAGCGAAAGGGCCCAUUGGAUUUUAAGGUAUGGAUUUGGAUUUUAAGGUGGAUUUCAGGACAUGGCGCCUUGGUGCAAGCUCCACAGGGAGUGACCUUGCCUCUUGACUAGCAAGCAAGCCUCUCCAGCGAGCCGAGGCGCCUCCUCAGCACCGCAGGCUCUGCGUUGCGUCGUUUCCGAUUUCCGAAACGCGCCACUCGCUCGGUGUUAACAUCAACACUGCACUAUUAUAGUCACACAAUUUUGAUUAUUUACGCUGGCAUUUUUUUAAGAAUCUUUAAAAACCCAAUCGUCAGCGCGUUGUGGUCACAUGGAGCUGGGUUUGUGAUAUUCUGGACCAUCUGCAUCACCGGAUCCUAAUGCAUGAUAAACAGCAAGGCAGCAGAGACCAGCUGCGGGCUGCGCGCACCGAGAGACCCAGCGGUCUGAAACUAUGCCACUGAGUCGUAAAAAUAAGUGUGUGAGGAACAUUAGUCCGUGAAUGCAUCGAGGACCGAGUCCUAACCCGGGGAUUGAGGUUCGAGGACAGAGUCCCGGGGAUCCAGGGACCCGGGGAUGCUGCGCCGGAGGAUGGGGUACUCGGACCCCACGUCGAGUAAGGACCUGCUCGGCAAUAGGUCUCUUUGUUUUAUCUUUAUCUGUGCAUUUGGACUGGUCACUCUAUUGCAACAAAUACUCUAUGGAAAAAACUACAUUAAGAGUGCACAACAGUUUAGCCGACUCAAAGGCGACGAAACGGGGAAUUGGAGCGGUCCCAUUAAUUUCUCGGAUGACGGAUCUCUGAAGCCGGCCAGAAAUGGGAAGAAAAGAUGUUUCCGUCAGAAUUUUCAGCCUGAUUCACAGAGCUCCAUAAUAGUCGCACCCUGCCUAGCUGAUAUUAAGAAGAAAAAAAAACGCUCUCACAGGUAUUUGGACUCCUACAAAGGGGCCUAUGAAUACAACUCCACUGCCUGCAAAGAGUUCAGGCAGGACAUUAUGGACGUUAAGGUCCUGACAAUGGUGAAAACUUCAGAUCUCUUUGAGAGGUGGAGAAACCUGCAGGUUUGCACGUGGGAACAGAAUAAAAUAGAGACUGACAACUUCAAGGCGUCUCUGUCCCGGUGCUGCAAUGCUCCCUCCUUCCUGUUCACCACCAAGAGGAACACGCCUGCAGGGGCCAAGCUGAGGUACGAGGUGGACACCAGCGGCAUCCUGCCCGUCACAACCGAGGUCUUCAAGAUGUUCCCAGAUGAUAUGCCAUACAACAAAUCCCAAUAUAAGAAAUGCGCUGUCAUUGGAAAUGGAGGCAUCAUCAAGAACAGCAAAUGUGGGAAAGAGAUCGACUCAGCAGACUUUGUAUUCAGAUGCAAUAUACCACCUAUCAACGAUAAGUACUCAGCUGAUGUCGGCACUAAAACGGAUCUUGUGACAAUUAAUCCAAGCAUAAUUACAGAGAGGUUCCAGAAGCUGGAGAAGUGGCGGCGGCCGUUCUACGAGGUCCUCCAGAACUACGAGAACUCCUCGGUGGUGCUGCCGGCGUUCUACAACACCCGCAACACCGAUGUCUCCUUCCGCGUCAAGUACAUGCUGGACGACUUUGACUCCCAGCGUGGCGUGUUCUUCUUCCACCCCCAGUACCUGCUCAACGUGCAGCGCUUCUGGGCGGUGCAGGGCGUGCGGGCCAAGCGCCUCAGCAGCGGGCUGAUGCUGGUGACCGCCGCCCUGGAGAUGUGCGAGGAGGUCCACCUCUACGGCUUCUGGGCCUUCCCCAUGAACCCCUUAGGCAUCUACAUCACUCACCACUACUACGACAAUGUCAAGCCACGGCCCGGCUUCCACGCCAUGCCCCACGAGAUCUUUAACUUCCUGCACAUGCACACGCGCGGGAUCGUCAACGUGCAUACGGGGCAAUGCAGGUGAUCGCCCCCGACAACCGGCCCACAAAGGCUGUUCCACAUCCACUGAGGGACUCGCUUUACACCUUGUUGUGGAGGAGUUCCAGCUUUACCUUUUUAAUGGGAGAUUUUGGUAACACUUUAUGAUAACAGUAAUUAGUCAUUUAUAAGCCUUUAGUAACUGAUGAACAUUUAUAUUCAUUGUAGAUGAUUGAUAAGUGCUAUCUUAAAGGUCCCAUAUUUUACCACUAGAUGUGAUCUUGACUCUCCAUUACACGCCAUGUCAAAACUGACCCUCUAGAGACUUAUAGAUACAUGGACAGAUGAUCUAUCUAUCACACACCUGUGUGGAAACCAAUACCUGUGAUGUCCCUAGAGGGUCGAUUUGACACGGAUUGUAAUGGCUGAUCAACAUCACACCUGCCAGUAGAAUAAAAAUCCUUUAACAUAGUACUUAUUAAUCAUCUACAAAUGUAUGUUCAUAUUUUGCUAAUGAUUAUUUAAUCCUUAACUAAAGGCUUGCAAAUUACUUAAGACGUUAUUCUAAAGUGUCACUAAGAUUUUUAAGUGGUGUUUACUUUUAAAAGAUGAUUGACAUGGAGUCUGUCCUUUUUUUAAAACCAUUUAGUACAUUUAUGUGAAGGAUGGGGGGGAUUUUGGAGGAGGUUAUGCAUGUAAGAAAGCUCCAGGGGGAUUACAUUUGAGGACAGUUACGGUACAUGUGCCAUCUCAGUGGCAAAAUGCAACACUACCUCUAAUAAUAAAUCCUUCAGAUCUAUUUUUGCUAACUAGCAAGCUGGUUCAGUGUUAGCAACCUAACUGUUAAAAGAAACUGAUUACCUCUGGAGCCUUCGUUUUAUGUUGUAGUUAACAUUUCCAUUUCAUUGUCAAAUUUGCUUGCUUUGAUGCCAAACUAUGUUAGUUCUCAACUUUGAUGUGUACCUUUAACUUGCUCACAUUACAAGUCGUUGAUUCUCUCUUCUUCUAAACCAUGAGUUGCUUGUUUUUAUUGUCAUACGUGGUCUUCCAAGUGAUUGUCGUCGUUUCUCGUGACGUUUUCAAGUGAACUUUUCCAAUGGCUAAUUUGUAGCCUGACAAUGCCAGUCCAAUACGCAAAUGUGUACUCUCAGUUCCUUUUCGAUUUCCAAAGGGAGUUAUCAACAGACAAACACCAAUAUGCCUCCGGAUGUAAUUGGAUAGAUCUACAACCAAUCAGAGCAACCAAUCGUGGGACAAAUUAUCGGUAGCCAUCUUGGUUGCUUAUGAAAAUGCUCUAAAAGGCACUGAAACCCGCCCCUUAUAGAUAAACGGUUGUGCAGUCUGCUGGAAAUCUGUCUGAACAGGAGUGGGGCCAGGCGCAUAUGCCAGAGCAAAUAAAACAUGAGCUUGCAUAUGCGUCCGGUUCCCGGGCUUGCAAAGUUUUAUACCGUUGUACAGGAGUAUUGCUUUGUACUUGACAAUGCACAAAUAUCUGCUCUAAAAUCCGGACCCUUGUUGGGGUCUUGCUCCUUCUAUCCCCUCUCUGAGACAUCAGCCCCCCCUGUGUUCCACAUGUUAGCUGUCUCCACAUGGAACAGAUGUGGCAGCUUUUAAUAAAUUUGUGUAAUUUACUGAUAGGGUUAGUAUUGCCAAUCCAACAAUUUACAAAAGAUGUAACGUAUGGUUUCCUAAUUUAUUAAAUAUAAAAUGGUUAACUGGAACAGCAUAUUUUCAAAAGCUGAUCUUCUCUUGAAAUGACCAGGUAAUGUUCUCAAAUAUUCCUGGCGUAAGAUUGAGUAUUUUAAGGCGUAAGUCGUAGUUUUGGACAAAAGCCGAGCAAAUGUUUUUUUAUAACAUUAAGAGAACAAAUCUUUGACUUCCUAUCGCCAAUCCGAUCUGUUUCUCCCUCCAUACAGCACUGGAGAAAGAUAACAACGAAUGAAGGCCACACACUGUGGCUAUAUGGCUUAUUUGAUCCCAUCUCUUGCUGUCCUCCAUGUCUUAAGCCAUACUGCCUUAUGAGAAAUCAACCCUUUUUCUGAUGCGCACUUCACCCACGUGGAUCGCAUACCUAAUGUACAUUACUGUAGAUCCAGCUCUUUUCCACACUUUUUAAACUUAAAAUCGUAGAAUCUCUAAGAGAUCGCAGUGCACAGCAUUUAUUGUGCAUUUUGUUUUGGAAUUGCUCUAUCCCCCUGUAAAAUACAAUUCCAUGCAUAACGAUGUAAUGCUGUGCAUGUUUGUACUCUAUGGCCUACUCAGCUUUGUGUGUGUCUGCUUCAAUGAAUCACUGAGAUAUGUUCACACAUAGGCUCCGCAUCUACUAAUAUCACAGGGGGCUUUUGGAUGUGGACAAAUGUUAUCACUUCAAGCAAUGACUUCUUUCGGAGCAGUAUUGUGUAUCAGUGGUGGUGAUUCGAUUGACUCGAUGGAUUGAUUGGAUGACGAUGGCUCUUGGGCCAUUCAUCAUGUGAUGGAAUUCUCUCUAACUAUUGUUGCCUCACCUUAUUUCACCUGCUGCAAUGCAUUUGCAUGUAUUCUAAGAAGCGCCCGGAAGUGGAGCAUUUGGGAUUGUCUUAUCUUAACUUAUUUGUAUUCCAGGAGUGAUUCUUCGACUCUUGAAAUGAUGUAUAAUGCUUGGUCCUCUCUACUUUGUGUAUCAGACACAGAUCAUGACAAAGAGUCUUCUCUACUUCGUGAGUUUUUGGAUGGACUUCACGGUACAAAUUGCUUCCUUUAUAAAUCACAGUGAAGUCGUUUAAGGUCAACAGGUAUGAGCACAUGAGAAACAGAAAUAUUAGGAUUUUCUAAUCACUUUAUGGUUCAUUGUGUAAAAUACUCAGCAAUGAUAAUAAAAAGAACAAUAAUUGAUUACAAGAGAACUAGUCUGAAUUAAAGGGAAUAGAUAACACAGUGCUUUUUAACAAGAAUGUAGAUCUUUCUUUAUUGUGUUUGUAAAUAAACUGGUUUUGAUUUUC